AUGAUAGAAAUGUCCAUGAGUUACACCACCAAUAAUCCAUUAUUGGAGCCCUUACACACAUCGUUUACCCUUAACAUGAUAAGUCCCAUCUAUUGGUUAAUUGUGCUCUUUGAACUUACCGAGGACGAAGAUCUCCAAGCUUGCGUUUCCGAUUUACGGAAGAUGAAUGUCAUUGAUGUGCAAAGAGUGUUGCGUCAGAUACCAGAUACUCGUGAUCACAGGUGUUCACAUAAAUUUCCCUUAUUGGCAGAACAGAAUAUAAAAGUAUCCAUAAUUAUAACCUACCACAAUGAAUCUCUGACGACCCUGUUAACUACAAUAUUCUCAAUUUAUCGGAGAACUCCGCUGGAAUACCUACAGGAGAUUAUUAUAAUUGACGACUACAGCGAUGGUGGUUUCACAUUUAAAUCGCUUAGCGAACUCAUGUGUCCACCAUUCAAUAACCACACCCUGCUGAGGAUGCAACGCAAUCACCAGCGCUGGGGUCUAAUCAAAUCUCGCAACAUGGGCGCCCUAAUGGCGCGAGGCAACUAUUUGAUGUUUAUGGACAGUCACUGUGAAGUGAAUCGACAAUGGCUGGAAUCUCUAUUGCACGCCAUGCUGUCCUCUGCCAAUGCCAGAGUGGCAGUCAGUCCACUGCUGGACAACAUCGAUGUGGUAACGGGCGAGUAUAAAACUACCGAGGCAUCCAUAAAAGGUGGUUUUGAUUGGAAUUUACAUUUCCAUUGGAUUGCGAGAGAUAACAAUUUAAAUCCUUUUACAACUUUUAGAUCUCCUACGUUCGCUGGCGGCGUAUUUCUGAUUUCACGAAAUUGGUUUUUUAAAUUGAAAGCUUUUAACACUCGUCUGGAGUUUUGGGGUGGUGAGUCCUUGGAGUUCUCUCUGAAACUUUGGAUGUGCGGUGGAGAAAUUCUCAUAGACCCCUGCAGCAGAGUGGGUCAUAUAUUUCGCAAGGAACACAUUUUCAAAUUUCCCGAUGAUGAUGGCCAGCAAAUAUAUUUAAGAAACUCCAGAGUGAUUGCCGAGACCUGGUUAGACCACUACAAGCAUAAUUUUUACAAUAGAAAACCCGCAGCACGUUAUGUUCCGCUUAACAUUUCCCGCUCAGAGAUAAGGGACUUCAAAGAAUCUUUGGACUGUCAUACCUUCGAUUGGUAUUUGGAUAAUGUGUUUCCUGAGCUAAGACUAUCGAACAACAUAUCAGCCUAUGGGACCCUCUCAAGUACGUCAACUUCACCCGAACUAUGUCUACACCAUGAUCUCAAUGAAUUGUACGACGAUGAUACACCUUUGGUUGCGGUUUCCUGUUUUGUCACAAAUGUUACGAAAUGGUUUCUGCUGAAAUCAUCCUUGCAACUUAAAUCCGACAAAGGACUGUGUUUGACGUUUAAAGGAGAUCAAAGUCUAACAAUGGCCAAAUGUUUGGGGAGGUAUAAACAGAAAUGGCUACGAUUUGGUUUACAACUGAAACAUUUAAUGACUGGACUGUGUCUGGAGAUUACAAUUGACUUCAAGUUCACCAUGAAUCGAUGCCGAAUGGAGGCUCCUACUCAACAUUUUAGAUUUUUUCGAGAAGUAGAACGAUUUUAA
Messenger RNA from Stomoxys calcitrans (stable fly), 1590 nucleotides. Its product is annotated as putative polypeptide N-acetylgalactosaminyltransferase 13. Gene Ontology annotation, cellular component: Golgi apparatus. The record is from RefSeq and is a predicted model, not a curated record. The transcript has 10 exons. Lineage: Eukaryota; Metazoa; Arthropoda; Insecta; Diptera; Muscidae. Bases 1 to 1590 code for a protein of 529 amino acids.